Musa acuminata subsp. malaccensis (wild Malaysian banana) is the source of this 1080-nucleotide messenger RNA. The record is from RefSeq and is a predicted model, not a curated record. NCBI's taxonomy places the organism in Eukaryota, Viridiplantae, Streptophyta, Magnoliopsida, Zingiberales, Musaceae.
CAAACUAUCCGAGUUCUUUGAGAAGCCCGUCGAGAGCCCGACGAGAGAGAGAUCGAGCGGACGAUGAGCAUGGCGGAGAAUUGCUCGGUGCUCGAUCCGUGGAUGCACCGCACGGAGUCGGCGUGGAUGAACGAGGCCUUCGCCCGCGACAACGAGGCCCUCACGCGAGCCCUCCAGAUCUCCCUCUCCGACACCUCCUCCUCAGCUUCCCACGACACCCUCUCCUCCGUCGCCGCCACCACCUCCACCUCCCGCACCCCCGUCCUUCUCCCUCGUUACCAAGUCACUUCCCCUCUCGGAGACGUCGCCGCCGUCCGCGGGCGGAACCCGCUGGCGCCCACCCCGGCGGGGAGGAUCUCGAAGCGGAGGUCGCGCCCGUCUAAGCGAGCGCCCACCACCUACAUCAACGCUGACCCGGCCCACUUCCGGGAGAUGGUGCAGCGGGUCACCGGCGUCCGGCUGUACGGGGAUCUGGCCGAGCCGCUGGUGAAGCCAGAGCCGGUGCGGCCGGCGGUCCUGCAGCAGACCCACCUGCCCACGCUCGACACCUCGGCGUUCUUGCUGGACCGCGACGAGGGCAGCUCGUUCGGGCCGGCUUCUGACUUCGACGGGCUGCUCCCGGCCUUUUCGUCCCUCGACUCGUGGGGCGUCAUGUAAAGGACGCUCCUUUGUCGAUGCUACUGUUGGGUUCUCAUCCUUUCAUUUCAUCAAACACUUGGUGGAAGCGAGGCCACAGUUUCCUGUUCUAACUUCCAUGAUAUCUUCCAUGCAAUUGCAUCUUGAAUGUAGCAUAUGAUGCAUAUGAUAUGACCACCAAAGAGCAUAAAGAAUUGCAAGGCAAAGAUCUCACAUUUCAUAUGCAUACGGAGGUGGAAAGCUCUUCACCAGCUUGUGCACUGGAAUCGGGGUCAAAAUUGGACCCCCGAGUCAAAUUUGUUGACCACCAAACCAGGGGGCCACUAAGACUGUUCUAUAGGGUCUAAAAGCUAACAGGACCAAGUCAAAGAUGUUGACUUGAUCUAAACACCCCACUGCAGUUCUGAUCACAGAGUGCUUUAAGGAUGCUGGCUGACGUUCUAA